AUGAAGUUUUACGACGCUGCUCUCGCGGCCCUUCUGGCCGCACCUGCUGCACAAGCUCUUGAUGUCGACUGGACCAGCACAGAUGCCAUCAAGCAAGCAAUGAAGCCCAUCGCCAAGGGCAUGACUGAUUGGUACCACGGAUACCGGGUGGGAGACGUGCCUGGCAACUUGCCCGAUCCUUACCACUGGUGGCAGUGCGGCGCCAUGUUCGGCUCCCUCAUCGACUACUGGCACUACACGGGCGACGACCAAUACAACGACUGGGUCCAGCAGGGAAUGAUCCACCAGAUGGGCGACAACGCCGACUACAUGCCCGCCAACCAGUCCAAAUCAUUAGGAAACGACGACCAAGGCUUCUGGGGAAUGGCCGCCAUGUCAGCCGCCGAAAGCAAGUUCCCCGACCCGCCCGAAGGCCAGCCCGGCUGGCUCGCCCUGGCCCAGGCCGUCUACACGACCCAGUCCCUGCGCUGGGACCAGUCGACGUGCGGCGGCGGCUUGAGAUGGCAGAUUUACAGCUUCAACGCCGGCUACACGUACAAGAACACCAUCACCCAGGGCUGCUUCUUCAACAUCGCCUCGCGCCUGGCCAGGUACACGGGCAACUCGACCUAUGCCGACAGCGCCGAGAAGGCCUGGACCUGGAUCUACAACCUCGGCCUGAUCAACUCGGAAUACCACUUCUACGACGGCUCCGACUCCACCAUCAACUGCACCAAAUUCGACCGCACCCAAUGGACCUACAACGCCGGCAUCUUCCUCCACGGAGCCGCCACAAUGUGGAACGUCACGGCCGAAGAAACAGGCGACACGGAAAACGUCUGGAAAGAGCGCGUCACGGGCAUCGUCGCCGGCCUCUCCGUCUUCUUCGCGUCCGACACCAAAAUCAUGGUCGAAACCGCCUGCGAAACCGGCGGCACCUGCAACAUCGACCAACGCACCUUCAAAGCCUACCUCGCGCGCUGGAUGGCCGCCGCCAUCAAAGUCGCCCCCUGGUCCGCCGACCUGAUGGGCCCUUACCUCGAGCCCUCGCGCGAGGCGGCGGCGCUCGCGUGCGCCGACAAGGGCGACGGCACCGCCGAGUGCAGCCUGCGCUGGACCCAGGGCGGCUUCGACGCCGCCUCCAGCACCGGCCUCGGCGAGAACAUGGCCGCCCUCGAGAUGAUCGGCACCGCCCUCGUCGACGUCAUCCCCGGCCCCGUGACGAAUAGUACUGGUGGCACCAGCGAGGGCGAUCCCGACGCCGGGUUGGCGAGCCCGUUCACGCCGACCGAGGACGUGGAUCCCGUGGGCACGGCCGAUCGGAUCGGUGCGGCGAUACUGACUUUCGUGGUCAUGGGGAGUAUGCUGGCGGGCGCGUAUUGGAUGUUGAUGUCCGAGUUAUGA
Messenger RNA from Diplodia corticola, 1383 nucleotides. RefSeq names its product mannan endo-alpha-mannosidase. The transcript has 3 exons. Bases 1 to 1383 code for a protein of 460 amino acids. Gene Ontology annotation, molecular function: mannan endo-1,6-alpha-mannosidase activity. Gene Ontology annotation, biological process: carbohydrate catabolic process; fungal-type cell wall biogenesis. Lineage: Eukaryota; Fungi; Ascomycota; Dothideomycetes; Botryosphaeriales; Botryosphaeriaceae. The record is from RefSeq and is a predicted model, not a curated record.